Molecule: messenger RNA, 1056 nt
Organism: Dipodomys ordii (Ord's kangaroo rat)
Lineage: Eukaryota; Metazoa; Chordata; Mammalia; Rodentia; Heteromyidae
Gene: Hmx3
Product: H6 family homeobox 3
Exons: 3
Coding region: 1-1056 (351 amino acids)
Biological process (GO): regulation of transcription by RNA polymerase II
Cellular component (GO): nucleus
Molecular function (GO): RNA polymerase II transcription regulatory region sequence-specific DNA binding; DNA-binding transcription factor activity, RNA polymerase II-specific
Source: RefSeq, a predicted model, not a curated record
AUGCCGGAGCCCGGGCCGGACGCCUCCGGCACCGCCAGCGCGCCGCCGCCUCCGCAGCCGCCUCCUCCACCGCCGGCGCCCAAGGAAUCCCCGUUCUCCAUCAAGAACCUGCUCAACGGCGAUCACCACCGGCAGCCCCCUAAGCCCCAGCCGCCCCCACGGACGCUCUUCGCCGCCGCCAAGGGGGCCCUGGAGGGCGCCGCGGGCUUCGCGCUCUCGCAGGUGGGCGACCUGGCUUUCCCCCGCUUUGAGAUCCCAGCGCAGAGGUUUGCCCUGCCCGCGCACUACCUGGAGCGCUCCCCGGCCUGGUGGUACCCCUACACCCUGACCCCCGCCGGCGGCCACCUCCCGCGACCAGAAGCCUCGGAGAAGGCCCUCCUGCGAGACUCCUCUCCGGCCUCCGGUACCGACCGGGACUCCCCCGAGCCGCUGCUCAAGGCCGACCCGGAUCACAAGGAGCUCCUGGACUCCAAGAGUCCGGACGAGAUCAUCCUGGAGGAGAGCGACUCGGAGGAAGGCAAGAAGGAGGGCGAGGCCGCGGCGGGCGCGGCAGGCGCCGGCGCGGGCGGAGCCGGCGCGGGGACAGCGGCGGCGGCGGCGGCGGGCGCCGAGGACUGGAAGAAGGGCGCCGAGAGCCCCGAGAAGAAGCCCGCGUGCCGCAAGAAGAAGACGCGCACGGUGUUCUCGCGCAGCCAGGUCUUCCAGCUCGAGUCCACCUUCGACAUGAAGCGCUACCUGAGCAGCUCGGAGCGCGCCGGCCUGGCCGCGUCGCUGCACCUCACCGAGACGCAGGUCAAGAUCUGGUUCCAGAACCGCCGCAACAAGUGGAAGCGGCAGCUGGCGGCCGAGCUGGAGGCGGCCAACCUGAGCCACGCCGCGGCGCAGCGCAUCGUGCGCGUGCCCAUCCUCUACCACGAGAACUCGGCGGCCGAGGGCGCAGCGGCCGCGGCCGCGGGGGCCCCGGUCCCGGCCAGCCAGCCCUUGCUCACCUUCCCGCAUCCGGUCUACUAUUCGCACCCGGUGGUCUCUUCCGUGCCGCUGCUCAGGCCGGUCUGA